Triticum turgidum subsp. durum (durum wheat) is the source of this 513-nucleotide messenger RNA. NCBI's taxonomy places the organism in Eukaryota, Viridiplantae, Streptophyta, Magnoliopsida, Poales, Poaceae. The record is from the annotation of a GenBank genome assembly.
AUGCACUGCGGGGAAGACAACAGAGACAUGCUCCGGAUACUUGCGGGCACCAAUUGCCAUCUGGGCUACAUGGAGAAGGAUGAGAUAUGGAGGUUUGAUUCAUUUGAGGCUUUUGAGGAGAUAUGCUCGUUAGCAAAGCAGAAGGAGGUAGACUUUGUGCUUCUCGGUGGUGACCUGAUCCAUGAGGACAAGCCUUCGCGUUCGACCUUGGUGAAGACCAUUGGAGUAAAUGAUAUACCAGUCAAGUUUCAGGUUGUCAAUGAUCAGACAGUCAACUUCCCAAACAGUUUUGGCCAUGUAAACUAUGAAGACCCACAUUUCAAUGUUGGCUUGCAUGUGUUCACUAUCCAUGGAAAUCAUGAUGAUCCUGCUGGUGUAGAUAACCUCUCUGCUAUCCAUAUCCUUUCGGCUUGCAAUCUUGUAAACUAUUUUGGGAAGAUAGACCUUGGCGGCUCCGUUGUUCAUCAAAUAGUUGUCCAUCCAGUACUUGUUAAAAAGGUGAACUACUUCUGA